Tarenaya hassleriana is the source of this 1540-nucleotide messenger RNA. Its product is annotated as transcription factor GTE6-like. Lineage: Eukaryota; Viridiplantae; Streptophyta; Magnoliopsida; Brassicales; Cleomaceae. Bases 223 to 1317 code for a protein of 364 amino acids. The record is from RefSeq and is a predicted model, not a curated record. The transcript is spliced from 8 exons. Gene Ontology annotation, molecular function: protein binding.
UGUUUUCAUAUCCUAGAAACGACACGUAAUCCACCCCCUCCGACCCAGACGAUAAAAAUCUGAUCAGUAACUACCCCUCCGAUUUAGGCGUUCUUUAUUCAGUUUGUUCGCUCAUAUCUCCGCUCCCUUAGCCCAUCUGUUAAUCAUAAGCUAACCACUGUGUCUCGAAGCGUCCGUUCUCUUGGGUUCUUGGGUUGCCUUUGUGGUUCUCAUAACGAAUUAAUGGCUGCUUCAGUGUCGAAUUCAGGUGAUGUUAACGGAGGAGAUUCCCAGAUUAGCCUCGAAGAAUCGGAGUCUAUCAAGCAUCGGGUCGACGAGAUUUUACAACGAGUUGAUACGCUUGAGCAGAAACUGCAAGAAGUGGAGCAGUAUUACUCGAGUGUAGGUGAAACAGUAAACAAGUUAAAUAUGGCUAGCCCGGGCUCUGUGGUCAAAGAAAAAGGGAGAUACAUUCUCUACGGUAGGAAGGUGCAACAAGAGGCGACUCGUAGGGAAGCUGAAGCUGCAAAAAGAAUGCAAGACCUCAUGCAUCGGUUUCAAACAAUCUUCUCUGAGAUAAGGCAGCACAAAUGGGCAUUGCCAUUUAGGCAUCCUGUCGAUGUUGAAGGUCUUGGUCUGCAUGAUUAUUAUGAGAUUAUUGACAAGCCAAUGGACUUCAGUACGAUCAAGAAUAAGAUGGAGGCGAAGGAUGGUACAGGAUACAAACACGUUAUGCAAAUAUAUGCUGAUAUGAGGCUAGUGUUUGAGAACGCCAUGAAAUAUAACGCGGAAACAAGUGAGGUCUAUUCCAUGGCAAAAAGGCUGCUUGAGACGUUUGAAGGGAAAUGGGCACAUUUUCUUCUGGAGGUUAAAAAAGAGGAGAAAAGACAGGAGGAGGAAAAAAAACUAGCGGAAUCGGUGUUGCAGCUUGUAAACGAGGCAUCGCAUGCCGAAAGAAGUAGAGAAGUCAGUGACGAGAUUUGCAGUGUUAUUGCAGAGCUGGAGGAGCUCAGGAAUAAGGUUGUCCAGAAACACAGAAAAAUAUCAAUACAAGAAAAGAGGGAUAUCGGGUUGUUGAUGCCAAAGUUAUCAGCCGACAAGCUUAUGAAGAUGCUGGAAAUUCUUCCGAACGUCCAAACGACAGCAGAAGGGGUGAUGGACGUCGAGAUAGACGGAUUGGAUGAACCGACCCUGUGGAGGCUGAAGUUCUUCGUGAAGGAAGCGCUGAAGGAUCAGAAGGACGAGACUGGAGAUCACGUAAGAAAAGAUAUACAGAGUGAGACGGGGGCCGAUAAAAGCAGAGGAGGCAUCAACAAGCGUAAGAAAAGAAAUUUGUAGCUCGAAUUUCGUUCGUUAGAGAAGCGGGUUUGGAUUUGGAUGCCAAUGGAUGAAUUGUGAGUAUCGGCCGGCACUUCCGUCCGGGAAUUUGGUCUCAAUACCGAUUAAAUACAUUUCGGUUCGGUUCGAUUAUAAGAAAAACGAACGGUAUAAAAUUAAAGAUACCGAAUGGUUCGGUUUGGAAAAUACGUUAAAUAUUAUAUAAUAUUUCGGUAUUUUUUUU